Molecule: messenger RNA, 573 nt
Organism: Oldenlandia corymbosa var. corymbosa
Lineage: Eukaryota; Viridiplantae; Streptophyta; Magnoliopsida; Gentianales; Rubiaceae
Source: the annotation of a GenBank genome assembly
AUGACUGUCGUUGAGCAUACCGUGAGUUUUUUCUUGCCAAUACGUGAAGCAGAAAAUGAAUACCUUUCUUCUAAUGCUCUGAAGCUUGUUGAUCGAUGGGAACAUGUGCACCUUAUGAAGGAACUGUAUGGAAAUCAAAUUAAAGAGCUUUAUAAUAGUCUUCUACACCACACUUGGUUGAAUUCGUCAUUAAUGAUUACAAUUGAUGUGGCUUCUUUUCUGCGUAAAGUGACUGUAAGUCUUAGAUACGCUGAUCUUGUCUCUAUACUUCCAACUGCUGUUAGUGUGCUCGCAUGGCCAAAGCAGAGUGAUUCUCUCACAACGACGAUGGUAAUGAGCAGGAGGAGUACUAGUAAGUUCAUUCCAGAACGUAUGUCUUAUGCAGAGGACGCAUUGGAAAUAAUGAGUUUACCAGAAGAUGAACCUGAUAUUUCUUGGGUCAAUUACUUUGUGAAAGAAGUUCCAUCUAGGAACAUUGGGCAACUAUUUAGCUUAGAGCAGAAGCGUAAUGGAGCGUUCAAUGACAUUAUGCCAUCAUGGAUUGAUCAACUGUACAUAGAGCAUGACAGAUAG